Molecule: messenger RNA, 1591 nt
Organism: Schistosoma bovis
Lineage: Eukaryota; Metazoa; Platyhelminthes; Trematoda; Strigeidida; Schistosomatidae
Source: the annotation of a GenBank genome assembly
AUGAAAUUACAGAAUUUGAUGAUUAAAUGUGAUCAACAUCUUGCAUUCCACAGUGGAACAAGUUCAGCGAUUAGUUCAUUAGUAUUCGCUGAUGAUGAUGGUAUUUCUAAAGUGUCAGAACAUUCAAUAAAUAAUCGAAAAUCGGAUCAACAUAGUUCAUUACACUGGAUCACAUCGCAAACUGUAUUAUCAAAUGAAACUAAUCCAAUGAAUAAUAAUAAUAAUUCUAUAAUAGAUGUUACGACGGUUAUUACCAAUAUUUGCACUAAUACUACUACUACUAAUAAUAAUAGUAAGAGAAAUUUUGGUUCAAUCGAUUCAUUAUGUGAAACAGUGGAUUUGCCUAGAACUAAUUUACCGACCCCAAUGUUAACAACGACAACAAUGAUUUCUAAGGAUUUGAGAGUAAAUAAACUGAGAUGGGAGUGGAUCGGCUCAAUUAAUUGUGAAUAUUGUAAAAGUUGUUUUUUAUAUUUUGAUUUACACUGACCUACAUGAACAUUCAUCUGUAAGCGUUAUAUUACUUUCCAUUUGUACCCAAUUGUCACUAUGCCAACACAGAAAUUUGCUGUAAACUAUCACACUAAAUUACUUACUCAUGUUAUGCGUUGCGGAGGAGCAACGGCGGCUCACUGGCACUCUCUAUCCAACCCUGUCCUCAGCAGUCGUUUCCAGUUGUUUACAGUUGCUAUUUAUCCUUUUCACCUUCACCAUGAGGCGUCAAUAUCCUUGCGAAAGAACAUCCUUCAAUCCUCAUUCAGAGUUUAAAUGGUUUUAUUUGUUUAAUCUAGUUGACAUUGUUCAGCGAGGUUUGUUCCACGAGAUUUGGUUGCUGAUACCUGUUAUGUGGUCAUAUUCUACUUUGUGUGCUGUCAGUUAGCACAUCAGACAAGUUGGGUCAUGAAAGUUCAUCCAUAAUGAACAAUACUUUAUUCAAAGAAUAUUGAAGCCAAUCUGAACAUUGGAUUAUGGAAUGAUUCGAAUAAUAGACAACUGAGAGUGUCUGGAAUGAAAUAAGAGUAGCUGUGUCUUUAAUUCGAUAACCGUCAUAAAUUUGCUGUAAACUAUCAUACUAUCAUACUAAACUGACCAAAUUGUCAUCGGAGUGUUGAGGAAGAUUGUCCGAAGUAAAAUCAUAAUGGUUUUCGUAAUCUCACCAUUCAAACGUUGAUGUUUAUGCAAAAAUCAAACCAGCUUGGUUUAUAAAGGGUCAAAUAAAAGCGAUUCGCAGUUCUAUAUUGGCACAUCUUAUUGAUAGCGAUCAUGCCGUAGAUAAAUCGAAAUCAUUUCGAGUUAUCUAUCACACACAUCUUAUUACGUAAUGAUGUUAAUGUUUUGGUGUUGACUAUUCCUAUUCUAUUUACCCACGUUUGUUUGACUUUCUAUUUUCAACGUUUAACUACUGAUAAAACUUUUGUUAUUGUAUUUUAUUAUUCUUACUACUAUCAGUUCACUUGUCUUCCUACUAUCAACUUGUAAUUUUACUUAUUAUGUGUAGUGAUUUAUUCUAUUUCAUUGUGUUUAUUGACUCAUAUUGUCUUGAAUGGUUUAACAUUUAUGUAUAAUAAAGUAAAGCCUGAUGACGAUCUAA